AUGGCGGUAAUCAAAUGGGGGUUCUUGAAUCGCUCAGCUGAGAGCACGGGAGAUUUCACAACCGAGAGAACAAGAGUUGCUCUCAAACUUGAUCACGCUUUGGAUCUCCCAAGCUCCUACGUCUAUUAUGAAGCUCCAUCCUUUCUUCUACCUCAUGGGCCACCAUUAGAGAACCUAUUUCCAGAACCACUUUGCAAGCUCAAUCUCAAGGAGACCUCUGAUUUUGUGAGGUCAUUUGCAAUGAAAAAUCAUCACGACAGCAGCACAGAGAGCAGAGGUUUUCUUGAUGUUUCAGCUGAUCAGAAGAGGAGAGAGGGAGUGAGUUCUGUCACAAAGAGGCAUUCAGAAGGUCCUUCCACACCUGGUAGACCCAUUUUCAGAUUCAGUACUAGUGGGAAUUUCUCUUCAAGAAAAAGCUUUCCUUCCAAGUGGGAUGACGCAGAAAAGUGGCUUAAUGGAAGCAGUUCUUGCCAUGACUCCCCUGCUCAUCAUCAUACUCAUGGGUCAAAGCCAUUAGAAGGGACAAAAGUUUUCAAACAAUUUGAGGGAUGUAGACCGCAAGCUGAGGUAUUUGCGGAGAAAACAAGGGUUACAGAGGAAAAGGUAACAAAGUCGGUUUCAAGCACUAAAGGGUCCAUAGCUGUGGAAAGUCUUGGUAUCUCAGAUAGAGCUUUCAAUGGGGUCUCAGCCUCAGCAAAUGUACUUCUAAAAGAUAAAUUCACGAAAGAGGUAGAACCCAUUUUCCCAAAAUUUAGAUCCUCAGAGCCAAUGAGCGAGGGGUUUGUAUUUCCAAACUUGGGGGGAAAUUCCAUGACAGAGGCAGCAACAGAGGGAGUUCAUGAGGUAAAACACAGAGAUGUUGGGACGGAGAUGACUCCCCUUAGCAGCUCCACACCAUCAAGAUGCCACACACCAUUCAAGAGCACAUCACCUGCCCAACACAAUACCCCUGAGAACAGGUCAGGUCCAUUGGCCAUAAUCAACUCCCGUACCACCAAUAUUUCCAAGUUACAAGAUUGUCAUAUAGCUAAGUUGCAAAUUGGGGAACAAUUCAAUUCCAUUGUUUCAACCUGGAGCUCGAGGGAAGAGGAGGAAGAGGAGAUAUCAAAGAGCUUGAGGCACUUUGACAUAAGCAGUGACUGUAGGAAGAGUCUUUCAGAGCCCAGGUUUUGUUCGUGGGAAGAGGAGGGAAAGAGCAACUGCUGCAUUAGGUAUCAGAGAGAAGAAGCAAAAAUUCAAGCUUGGGUGAAUCUCCAAAGUGCUAGAGCAGAAGCUCAGGCAAGAAAGCUUGAGGUGAAAAUUGAGAAGAUGAGAUCAAAUUUGGAAGAGAAGUUGAUGAAGAGAAUGGGUGUUGUUCACAGGAAGGCUGAGGAAAAGAGAGCUGCAGCCCAGUUACAGCACUCCGAUCAAAUUCACAGGGCAGCUAAACAAGUACAGAAGGCAUUGGCGAACCCACAAAAUUCCCGUUUUUCUGGUCAAAUAACUUCGUGUGGUUGCUUUCCUUGUACUAAUAAUAAUCAUCUUUAUAGAAUUUGAAAAGGCCUAUUUGAGAAGGCAUAGAAAUGAAGCUAAUGCUUGGCAACCAU
Molecule: messenger RNA, 1586 nt
Organism: Rhododendron vialii
Lineage: Eukaryota; Viridiplantae; Streptophyta; Magnoliopsida; Ericales; Ericaceae
Exons: 6
Coding region: 1-1536 (511 amino acids)
Source: RefSeq, a predicted model, not a curated record